Peromyscus leucopus (white-footed mouse) is the source of this 1568-nucleotide messenger RNA. RefSeq names its product methyltransferase like 15 (gene Mettl15). The record is from RefSeq and is a predicted model, not a curated record. Gene Ontology annotation, molecular function: rRNA (cytosine-N4-)-methyltransferase activity. Gene Ontology annotation, biological process: rRNA base methylation. NCBI's taxonomy places the organism in Eukaryota, Metazoa, Chordata, Mammalia, Rodentia, Cricetidae.
UAGUUUGGCGCCAGAGGCUGGGCCUCACAGGCUGGAGGGGGAAGCUGCUUUGCUGGGCGUCGCCGUGGCAACGCGCGCGCGGUCGUUUCCGGGAGCCCUGGCUGAGGUGCUGGGAGCAGCGGAACGGAAGGCGGACAGACCUCAGUUGCUCAGACGGACUUGAGCCCAUCAGUCCGUUCUUACAAGUUUCCCCCACCCCCGACCUAGGUGCAUGCAAGUUCAGGUUCUUCUGCUUCUUAGCGUCGCGGCUGGCCCAUCUUAGACGCUGACUGAGGACUCUACUUUCCUCAGAUUUGUUGAUCUACAGAAUGCUUCGAUAUUCGUAUUUUUGUAGAACUCACAAAGGACUGUUUUACUGCUGGGUGGAGUCUGGUGCGUUUAAUUUGGGUGUCUGUCCCCAAGCAAUGCACACUACGGCAGCAAUGCAUACUGAAUGUGAAUCCCUGGGAGAGACAGCUCUCUGUGGCACUAGGGAGGUACAUAGAUCUGCAGAGAAAGAUUCGGAAACCAUGGCUAAAUUACAUAUUCCAGUAAUGGUGGAUGAAGUUGUUCACUGCUUGACACCACAAAAAGGGCAGGUUUUUCUAGAUAUGACAUUUGGUUCAGGAGGACACACAAAAGCCAUGCUGCAGAAGGAACCGGAUAUUACUGUCUAUGCUUUAGACCGAGACCCAACAGCUUAUGCACUUGCCGAGCAGCUUGCCAAAGCGUAUCCGAAACAAAUCCAAGCUAUGUUGGGCCAAUUCAGCGAGGCAGAGGCUUUGUUAAUAAAAGCUGGAGUACAGCCAGGGACUAUUGAUGGAGUUCUCUUGGAUCUGGGGUGUUCCUCCAUGCAACUUGAUGCUCCUGAGCGAGGUUUCUCCCUUCGCAAGGAUGGCCCCUUGGACAUGAGAAUGGAUGGAGACAGGUAUCCUGACAUGCCCACUGCAGCUGAUGUUGUGAAUGCUUUAGAUCAACAAGCACUUGCAUCCAUCCUAAGAGCAUAUGGAGAGGAGAAGCAUGCCAAGAAAAUUGCUUCUGCAAUCAUUCAAGCACGCAGCAUAUACCCUAUCUCUAGAACCCAGCAGCUUGCCAGCAUUGUUGCAGGUGCCUUUCCUCCCUCAGCUGUCUAUGCAAGAAAGGACUUGCUACAAAGAUCCACCCACAUUGCUACCAAGACUUUCCAAGCUCUUCGCAUCUUUGUGAACAAUGAGCUCAAUGAACUCUACACAGGACUGAAAACAGCACAGAAAUUCCUGAAAACUGGUGGUCGCCUUGUCGCCCUCUCCUUCCAUUCUUUAGAAGAUCGCAUUGUCAAAAGAUUUUUGCUUGGGAUAAGUAUGACGGAAAGAUUUAACCUAAGCAUUAGACAGAAGGUGAGGCCUUCCCUGCUGGAUUCAAAUCCUGAGAUUGAGGGCACCAGUGCUGUAAGAGCUCCUCUGAUGUGGGAUCUGAUUCACAAGAAGGUACUUACUCCAGAAGAUCAAGAUGUCCAAGAUAACCCCAGAGGGCGCUCAGCCAAGCUCAGGGCAGCUAUCAAAUUAUGAGGAUCUUAUUAUUUGAUCCUCAAUUUUUCCUUCUAUACUAUA